UAAAAUCCAAAAAAUAAUGUCGUUUUUAAGUCACAUGAUCUACUAUUUUCCCUUCAAGUAGGUCAUAGUUUGUCAGUUUGGUGUUGGUUUUUUGUCCAAAAUCAGUUCACUUGCUAGGUUGAAUUUUGUCACUGAAAAUCUCAUUAAAGAAUGAAGAUUAUUUCAUUCUUGUUAUGGCAUGCAUCCUUUCUUCUCCUCGCCUUCUUCAACAAUGGAGUUAUCAUACAUGCUUUGCCAUAUGAUUAUUCAGCAACUACAGAGUGUUUGAAAGAACCUUGGAAAGUUCAAUAUGGUGGAGGGAUCAUACAAAAUCCAGAAUUCAAUAAUGGUACCGCGAAAUGGACAGUUUUCAGACAAGGGAAGAUCCAAGAAAGGAUAACGAGAAAUGGGAACAAGUUCAUCGCAGCUAGUAACAGAACACAUCCAUCUGAUGGCCUUUCUCAAAGGGUUUUUCUUGUAAAAGGAAAACUUUAUGCAUUUUCAGCAUGGAUUCAAAUAAGUCAAGGCAGCGAAAUAAUAGCUGUUAAAUUUAGAAGCCAGAGUGGUGGUGGUGACUAUCUCCAUGGUGGUACUGUCAUAGCCGAGCAAGGAUGUUGGAGUAUGCUUAAAGGUGGUGUAGUUGCUAAUUUGUCUGGCUUAGUUGAUUUAACUUUUGAGACCAAUAACACGAGUGUUGAAGUCUGGAUUGAUAAUGUAUCAUUGCAACCUUUUACUGCGAAGGAAUGGAGAUUCCACCAAGAAACAACCAUUGCAAAGGUGAGAAAGCGUAAGGUGAAAUUCCAAGUGACAAACAAAUUGGAUGCAAAAAUUACUCUGAAGCAAACACAGGCAGACUUUCCUAUUGGAUGUGAAAUGAACCUGAAUGUCUUAAACAACACUAAGUACCGCGAUUGGUUUAUUGCCUCAAAAUUCUCAGUAACAACAUUUGCAAACGAAAUGAAAUGGUAUUUCACAGAGAAAAAGACACAAGGGAAUGAAAACUAUACCAUUCCUGACGCGAUGCUACAAUUCUGUGAGCAAAACAACAUUGCUGUUCGAGGUCACAACAUCAUUUGGGACGAUCCAAACCACCAACCCACUUGGUUUAGUUCCAAAAUCAACCCAGAGGAGUUGAGAAAACUAGUUGAAAAGAGACUGACAUCAGUUGUUCCUAGGUAUAAAGGGAGAUUAAUUCACUGGGAUGUUGUUAAUGAGAAUUUGCAUUUUAGUUUCUAUGAAGAUAAACUUGGUGAAAAUGCUUCAGCAGAGAUUUAUGGUAGAGCACACGAGCUAGAUGAGAAGCCAAUUUUGUUCAUGAAUGAGUAUAGUACGAUUGAGGUUAGCAAAGAUGUAGCAGCAAAGCCUGCAAAUUAUGCAAGAAAGUUGAACAACAUUGUAUCAUAUUAUAUGGAAAGGAAUGGUGGUAAAAUGUUGCCUAUGGGAAUAGGUUUGCAAUCGCGGUUUGCUCCUGGUCAGCCUAAUUUUGCUUACAUGAGAGCAGGAUUAGACUACUUAGCUUCUUUGGGAUUCCCUAUUUGGCUUACUGAAGUCUUCGUCGAUGCAGGGGAGAAUCAGGCAAAGUACCUAGACGAAGUAUUAAGGGAGGGAUACGCGCACCCUGGAGUUAAAGGGAUAGUGAUAUGGCCAACUUCACCAUUUAGCAAGGAGUGCAAAAUGUGCUUGAUUGAUGUCAAUCAGAACUUCAAGUCCACACCAACUGGAGAUGUUGUUAAUAAGCUGAUCUCGGAAUUGAGGAACUCAAAAGAGAUGGAAAUUUCAGCUGAUGAACAAGGAUUGUUUGAAGCAGUGUUGCCUCUUGGGGAUUAUGAAGUUAGUUUAAGGAAUCCUGAAACAAUUUCUUGUAAUAAUAAGUUGAAGAUCAAGGUUACUGAAAAUUCAGAUAACUUUGUCCAUGUCAAACUAGAUCAUACAUCAUGUGUUAAGUAAGGAGUUAAAUAAGCAAAGAGGUUGUUAAGCAAAAAUGAAUCAAGCAAAGAGUAUGAGGAAAAUAAAUAAAUUCAACAAACUGCCAGAGUAAGUUCAAGCUUUUCCAAUAAAAAAAAGCGGAUUAUUAUUAAAUUUUUUGAAGGGUGCACCAAGAAAUUGCUGCAUUUGUAAGGAAACACCAAAGAAUUUUAUUUAAUUUUUAUUUAAUAUUUUUUUUUGUAGGAAGCACUAA
Molecule: messenger RNA, 2158 nt
Organism: Spinacia oleracea (spinach)
Lineage: Eukaryota; Viridiplantae; Streptophyta; Magnoliopsida; Caryophyllales; Amaranthaceae
Product: endo-1,4-beta-xylanase 5-like
Exons: 7
Coding region: 151-1926 (591 amino acids)
Biological process (GO): carbohydrate metabolic process
Molecular function (GO): hydrolase activity, hydrolyzing O-glycosyl compounds
Source: RefSeq, a predicted model, not a curated record